CCGAGACAAGUUCAACAUCAACUAGCGAGCCAUCAACUGGAUGUGUGAGCUCAUAAAACUGGUAAAUAAUAAUCAGGGCCAUCAUGGAGCCCCUCGUGCGUUCUGGUUCUAUGACAAGCACGAGGCCCCUUGAAUGACAGAUCGCUCGCCACCAAUGCCCUGGCGAUGGGAAGACUGCUCCAAGGAUCCAAAAUACCAGCAAUGGCGGCCAACAGACAAUUCCUUCAUUGACAGUCACGAUCGUCGCUCACGGCUACUCAUGGUGACCUGUAUUGAACGAAGCUUCCAGAUUAAGGUCCUCGAGCAGAUCUUCAACCUCCAGAACACUCACGAUGCCGUAUUCGAGCGCCUGGCCGAUUCAAACUGGUGGAAAUCCCAUUUCUGGAUCAAGGCAGACCAGAAGCCCUCUCUCUCUGAGCCGAUGGAGGUCAACUUCUGCAUUUGCGAAGCCGCUGAUGCGAUGCCCAGUGGCUACCACAGCCUCAACAAGAAGGGCAUCAUCGUUGAGUCCAAUCGUGUCGGCUACGCCAUCUUCGUCCGAAGCAAUCUGGACACUCAUCUCAAUGGUCAGAGACGGAAAAUUGUGGCUGUGAUGAAGCAGAAUCUCCGACCAAUCGAUGAACAGAUCAAAGCUCUGGAUCAGGUAGACCACGCACCAGUCUUUGGCGAUAUGGAUCCUGAACGCCGCAAGGAGGUCUUCGGAGGCAACGCAACCAAUGUAGCCCAGGGGGCCGACUACUUUGAGCUCAAUAUCGAAGCCAUGUCCGAAUUACCGGCGGAUGAAAAGCGAAAACGUCUUGAGUGGAUCGCCAAGAGCUUCCCACUCGAUGCUUACCAGAGCGAGGCCUUCAGACGCUCAACAACGGCAAUUCCUGGUGGCGUGCACCUGAUCAAAGGUCCACCCGGUACCGGCAAGACCAGCACGGCAUUAGUUAUUAUUCUCUCCCUGGCCGCACUUGGCAUCAAGGUUCUGGUUUCGGCGGGCUCGAACAAGGCUGUAGAUAAUCUGACAUACGCCAUCUAUAAAGCCUUGCAGAAGCAUCAGCAACUCCAGGUAUGGUGUGGGACGUUUUGCCGCUUCCGAACCCCGUCGUACCAGAUCGCGGUAAUUCGCAAGGACAGUGCCACUCAACAGCCGAUCCGACGUCAGGGUGCCUUGUCCGAUGUAGAGGAGGUGAUCAGCAUAUGUCAGGCAGAUUCUCUAGUCUGGAGUUACGUCGAUAGCCACUGUAGGGACAACACCAAGUGCCAGGAUUUUAAAGAUCUUGUGGCUUUGGACCGCAAGGAUGGACUUCGGAUCGAGGAGGCCCUCAAGCUCAAAGAUAUUUAUGAAGAUCUCAUGGGAAUGGUUCUUGAAGAUUGUAGAGUGGUCGCUACAACUUUGAGCACCGCCUCCGAGGAGACUCUGCGUCUAAGGUUCAAGCCGGGCUACCUCAUCUGCGACGAGUCAGGGCAGUGUGUUGAGGGUGACCAUAUGAUCGCCAUGACAAUGGAGUCCAUCCGAGCCGUGACUUUGAUCGGCGAUUCCAAUGAGCUGCCCCCAACAGUUGCUUCAGAGAGGAGGAGCACCAACGAAGGAGCGCUGUACCUUAAGCGCUCCUUGAUGACCCGACUGGAUGAGGCUGGCUACCCUAUGUCAACCCUCAAUAUCAGUCACCGCGCCAACUCUGCCAUACUUAACUGGUACAACAAAACUGUGUAUAAAGACCAGCUAAUACCAGGUCCCGACAAUGACAAACCUGAGCGAGUAGGAAAUGCUUGGGAUGCCUUUACCACCUCUCGCCAUCACUUCCAUGAUAAAGGCCUUGCGAAGGUACGUCGGCUCUUCAUCAGCGUCACCGGCAGAGCUUCACAGGAAAAGAACAGCACUUCCUGGCACAACCAAUCCCAGGCAGAGGUCGCGGCGCAACUCCACGAGCUCUACCAGGGAACCACCUCUGGCGACAAGAUCAAAGCAGAGGAUGUAAUGAUCCUGAGUCCAUACAGGGCGCAGUGCCAGACGGUAAAGAAGAUCCUGGGAGGCCCCGGUGGUUAUUACCUGAUGACCAAGCCGGGCGACCAGGAGCGCAACAUCGGGCUCAUCGGGGAUGAGCAGCACCUUAAUGUCGCCAUGAGCCGAGCAAUGAAGGUUCUUGUGAUCAUCGGCAAUCUAGGCGUCUGGAACCGGGGUUCUGCAAAGGAGCUUUCCAAACGCACGCAUCAUAAAACCUUGUCGCGACUGCUGUUCGACGUCAUGGACAAGAACCACGUGCUGACUUGGGCCGGCAGUCGAACAGUCACCGAGACAGGGCCUUCCAUGGGAUAUCGAUACAGGAGCCAUAUUCCAGGUCAAAGGGUUUCCAUUGCGGCUGCAAACACUCAAAUCGAAUCUAGACUUACAGAUCGGAUGGAUGUGGAUGAUGAUGACGGCUGCAAUCACCCAGUGCUAGCCUCACUGCCCAUGCGACCAACUCGUGUGCCACUCCCACUCCCACUCUUCCCUUCCCGCCAAGAGCGUCGUCGUUCCCUCUCGCCUCUUCGCCCCUCUCAGCCUGAUCAUGUCGCACCAUCGGUGAGAGAGCGAAGCCCCCGCGAUGAGUUGGAAGAUCGGGUAGCGAGCCUGACCCGCAGCCUUCGGCACGCCGCUGAAGAUCGCCGCAUGAAGGAGCUGGAGCUGCAACUAGCCAAGAUGAAGGAGGACCGGCUGGCGGAGGGACUACAGGAGGCCAAGGAACAGCUCCGAAACCGACAGAAUUGA
This is a messenger RNA of Penicilliopsis zonata CBS 506.65, 2737 nucleotides long. RefSeq lists its product as hypothetical. Bases 134 to 2737 code for a protein of 867 amino acids. The record is from RefSeq and is a predicted model, not a curated record. Lineage: Eukaryota; Fungi; Ascomycota; Eurotiomycetes; Eurotiales; Aspergillaceae. Gene Ontology annotation, molecular function: helicase activity. The transcript is spliced from 3 exons.